Brienomyrus brachyistius is the source of this 4509-nucleotide messenger RNA. It is a transcript of the gene prkcg, whose product is annotated as protein kinase C, gamma. Lineage: Eukaryota; Metazoa; Chordata; Actinopteri; Osteoglossiformes; Mormyridae. The transcript has 18 exons. The coding region runs from base 540 to 2732 and encodes 730 amino acids. The record is from RefSeq and is a predicted model, not a curated record. Gene Ontology annotation, biological process: protein phosphorylation. Gene Ontology annotation, molecular function: ATP binding; zinc ion binding; diacylglycerol-dependent serine/threonine kinase activity.
UUUGCCCACAUAGGUCCUCUAGUUUAAGAUGUGACACCAGCUUCUGGUGACAUUAAAUGACAAUUUUUGUCUCUGUCCCCCUUCUUUUGCCUCGCUCACCCUCUCUAGAGAGAGGCAACCCAGAUUUUAAAUGAAUCAUUGCCCAUUCCUCUCUAUCUCCCUCCCUCUCUCUCUCUCCCUCCCUCUCUCUCUCUUUAUCUGUUCCUGUCUUCUCUUGGUAAAAACUGAAUCAAUCUUGGAAAGAGAAUAUCACUUUUUCUCUCUCUCCUCCGAUCAUUUGUUGUCGGUAACGGGAAAUAACGCUGAACUACUUUGAAUCGUCGUUCACUCUUGGAAAGCUACGGUCUGAUACUUUUCCUUCUUCUACUUGUUGGCAAGUUUUUCCUUUUUUCUUUUCAUCUGUCUUUAUAAAUUAGCGACAGCGAUAGGAAGCAAGCUGACAUUUAAAGGGAGAAAGAUAUAGAGAGAGAGGAUUACAGGACGAGGAUCACUUUGGUCUUUGAUCAAGUUGUCAGCACACAACUGUACAUCCAGCCGACAUGUCCACCCCCGUCUCCCCAUCCCCCUCCCUGUCCCCCCUGGCUCUGGCAUCCCCCUCGCCCUCGCCCUCGGCGUCCCCCCUCCCAUCUCCACUCUCCCCGCCACCCCGGGUGCCUGUGUUCCAGAGGAAGGGCGCCCUGAAGCACAAACGGAUUGUGGAGGUGAAGGACCACCAGUUCACGGCCCGCUUCUUCAAACAGCCCACCUUCUGCAGCCACUGUACCGACUUCAUAUGGGGCAUUGGAAAGCAGGGCUUUCAAUGUCAAGUGUGUGGUUUUGUGGUUCACAAGCGAUGUCACGAGUUCGUGACCUUCACCUGCCCCGGAUCCAUGACGGGCCCCAAAGCCGAGGACCUGAAGAGCAAACACAAGUUCAAAAUACACACAUACGCCAGCCCCACGUUCUGCGACCACUGCGGCUCGCUGCUCUACGGCCUCAUACACCAGGGCAUGAAAUGCAUCAGCUGUGACAUGAACGUACACAAACGCUGUGAGAACAGUGUACCCAGCCUUUGUGGCCAGGACCACACGGAGAAGAGAGGCAGAAUCCAUCUCAGUAUCCGUGGCGAGAGGGAGGAGAUUCAUGUUACUGUCCGGGAGGCUCGCAACCUGAUCCCCAUGGACCCCAAUGGGCUGUCGGAUCCCUACGUCAAGCUGAAGUUGAUUCCUGACCCCAAGAGCCAGAGCAAGCAGAAGACCCGCACCAUCCGGUCCACCCUCAACCCCGUGUGGAAUGAGAGCUUCGUCUUCUCGGUGCGGGGGCGGCAGUGGGACCGACGCCUGUCCGUGGAAGUGUGGGACUGGGACCGCACUUCCCGGAACGACUUCAUGGGGGCGCUGUCCUUUGGGGUCAGUGAGAUCUUCCGUCGUGCAGUCAGUGGCUGGUACAAGCUGCUCAACCAGGAGGAGGGAGAAUAUUACAACAUCCCCGUCCCUGACCCUGACCUGCAGGAACCUGCUCCUGCACCACCUCCCCCACUGCCCCCGCCCCCAGUGCUCCUGCCGACCCCACUUACCCCUCCCACCCCUUCCUGUCCACCCAUCCACUCUCUGGUGAAGGGCCGCAUCAGUCUCCAAGACUUCAGCUUCCUGAUGGUGCUUGGCAAAGGCAGUUUUGGGAAGGUGCUGCUAGCCGAAGAGAGGGGCAGUGACAGGCUGUUUGCGGUGAAGGUUCUGAAAAAGGACGUGCUCUUCCAGGAUGAGGACACAGAGAGUGCCAUGGUGGAACGGCGCGUGCUGGGGCUCACUGGGAGACCUCACUUCCUCACGUGUCUGUACUGUGCCUUCCAGACUGAGGACCGCCUGUACUAUGUGAUGGAGUAUGUCAACGGGGGUGACCUGAUGUUCCACAUCCAGAUCGUGGGCAAGUUCAAAGAGCCACACGCUGCGUUUUAUGCUGCAGAGAUUGCUGUCGGUCUCUUCUUUCUUCAUCAUAAAGGGAUCAUAUACAGAGAUCUGAAGCUCGACAACGUGCUACUGGACAGUGAAGGUCACAUCAAGAUUGCAGAUUUCGGCAUGUGCAGAGAGGGGAUGUUGGAAGGAGACACCACGCGGACGUUUUGUGGCACCCCCGACUAUAUCGCCCCUGAGGUCCCACCUCUGCAUGUGUCUUACUGGUCACCGUGGUGUUGCUGGAGUCUAUCCCACGCAGUAUUGAACAGUCUGUUGGAUUCAGGUCAUAUAUAUGUGUAUAAAGACAUGAUUGUGGCUUACCAGCCUUAUGGGAAAGCUGUAGACUGGUGGUCUUAUGGGGUGCUGCUCUACGAAAUGUUAGCUGGACAGCCCCCCUUUGAUGGAUUGGACGAGGAGGAGCUGUUCCAGUCCAUCCUGGAGCAGAAUGUGUCAUAUCCCAAGAAUCUCUCUCGUGAAGCUGUGUCCAUCUGCAGGGGGCUCAUGAUCAAAAACCCAAGCAAACGUUUGGGUGCAGGAGAGGAGUCAGAGCGGGAAAUUCGAGAGCAUCCCUUCUUCCGCUGGAUUGACUGGGAUAGACUUGAGAGACUGGAGGUUCAGCCCCCCUUUAAGCCUCACACUGGUGGUCGGAAAGGGGAGAACUUUGAUAAGUUUUUCACUGCCGCCCCUUCGGCCCUCACGCCCUCUGACCCUGAUGUGUUGGCCGCGAUCGAUCAAGAGGACUUCCGGGGCUUCUCCUUCAUCAACACAAACUUCCCCACGUCUCCUCUCACCGCCGUCUGAGCUUUGGAGGGUGUUCCAGGAGUGCAGGCUGGCGGCCACUGAGAACACUCUUGCAGGGCAAUGACUCAAACUUACAGCUUACAUAGGUUAUACACAGUCAUAAGUCAAAAUACCUGGACAUAAGGCCUCACCUACACAGACCAUGUGGAAACAGCUAUAUCAGAUAAUAAUAUGUAGAAAGCAUGCAUUUUAUAUUUCAUUUAGCAGGUAGAUAUUGUUCACAUUUUUCAGUUUCAAUAGCUGGGGGUGUAUUUACAUUUACGACAGAAUUAAUCUGGAUUUUCAAUUGUGCUUUCCCAUCUCUUAUGUAGAGUCAAGCUCCAACCGUGCUGUUAUUACCUACAAUUCCCAUGGUUUACCUAAACGACAGCCUUCAUGCCUUUCAACUGCAUGCUUUCUUAACUAUCCUGAUGGCAAACCGUAACCGCUGUGAGAAAAAGGCUGUGAGUGAUACGGCACCAUUGUCUGAGUCUGCAAAUGCAGGAAAACAAACUGCAUGUUAAAAAGCCAAUCAAACUUAUCAUCACAACGGGAGCGUGUGAGUUUGCAGUAAAGGUGCAGUUUUGGGGAGAAGUCAACCACAAGUGGUAGAUAUUAGCCUCGCACACAUGCCCCACAGGGAUCGUAAAUAUCAGAACGAGACUUUUGGCAAAGCCUGUCAUUUAAAAGAGAUUUUCACUAAACAAAUCGUAACAAUACUGAUGGCGGCACCCAGCAUAUCAUUUAAAACUUAGCUAAUCAAGCUAAUAGGGUUGUAGAGAAUUAAAAUACUCUCAUCAGCAGAUCUCUGAUGAAGACUUUUGUCUAUUUGUCCUUCACAUUUGUAAAUCAUUACACUGAUUAUGAUACUAUAAUAAACAUAAGUAAUUUCAUCUUAUUACUGUGGUUAGAUCUGGGGGAAAUGAUUGUAAAAAUCAGUUUACUAGAGGCUGUGUUAGACUGGUAGAAUUUGAUGGUUCCUUCGUAUGUAAUAUUUCCAACUUAUGCUGAAGGUGCAUUCAAAAGUCGUACAAUGUGCUGUAUUUAUAGACUCCUGAGCUCCUCAGGCACUCUUUGCUUUUUCUUGUACCUGACUAGCAUAGCAAGCAAUCAUUCCCCACCUCAAAAACAGCAAUGACAUUUAACGUCCUGCGGUUUCAGUCCAUGACGAAGCUGCGCAUGGUUCUCUUCGCUCUCCAUAGUAUUUCUGCGAUGUGGCCUCGGCUACUUUUUAAAGCAUCUUGUCAUUCCUGUGUGUGUCAGAACUGUGCUAAACUGGCACGCUCCAUCAAGCCAUCACACUGGUCUUUGCUGGUCUUCACAGCUUGACUCAAGUCACUGUAGCUUCUUUGCAGUGGCCAUCCACAAAAUUUGCUCAGUGCAGAACCAGGGCACAUGCCCAGACGAGAUGCGCUGACCUGUUUCCCUUCCUCUGCAUAGCCUUAACCCUGACCUUUGACCCCGAAUUUUGAGCAUGAGGGAAAAUGUGCUUCGGAGACACGUGACAGGGGAUGAAUGUACAAGGAAGUGCAACACAUUGGCAUUUAAUGCUUGAGUGUGCUGCUGGUGAUGAAUUGUGACAUGACCCCCCUUAAUAGAACCUUUGCUGAGGCAGUUGUUAAUUCAUAAGAAAAAUUAAAUUAUAGGCUUAUAUAUAAAGUAUCAUGGUAUAUGCAGUUUAUUCAAUACAAGAUUAGAUAGACUGAUGCUUUUGAAGAAGUAGAGGAAUUUGUUGAGUAAUUUGAGAUCUUAUUUUAUGUCUUUGCAGUUAAAAUCCUAAUAAACCUUAUUGAAAACA